Molecule: messenger RNA, 1212 nt
Organism: Geodia barretti
Lineage: Eukaryota; Metazoa; Porifera; Demospongiae; Tetractinellida; Geodiidae
Source: the annotation of a GenBank genome assembly
CACAUUUACUGAGAUGUACGGAGCAUACGCACUGACCACGCCAUCUUCCUCGCCGACGAACCGUGAGCUAGGGCUAUAAUUCUUACUGAUGAUCAGUUGGAAGGAAUGCCUAAAAGGAAGCGAAGUUUUUGUCGCAGGAGAAGGAGCGAGUCUGCUCCCGCUGUCCUCCUUACGUCAAGAAGGCAAAGUAAGCGUAAACAAUGGGCAGAUGAAGAGAUGGCUGCGGCAAUGAGUGCAGUUAGGAAUGGCAUGGCGAUUAAGCGGGCAGCAGAGGAGCACGGGGUGCCGCCUAGCACGCUACGGGAUCGGAUUAGUGGAAGAGUUGUGCAUGGUACUAAACCAGGGCCAAGACCUUACCUCAGUCUUGAUGAAGAGAAAGAACUUGGCAGUUUUCUUAAAUCUUGUGCCAAUUUAGGGUACGGGAAGACCAGGAGAGACGUAAUGCACAUUGUUCAGUCGGCAGUUGCUGAUAAAGGCUUGUUGAAGGGGACUAGGCUUUCAACGGGAUGGUGGAAAAGAUUUCUACAGCGCCAGCCUGACCUUUCUUUGCGACGCGGUGACUCCACCGCCCAUGUCCGUAUGGAUGCCGUCAAUGCCGACACAAUGAAGCAGUACUUUGCUUUGCUUAACGAUGUCAUGACCGAGUUUGACCUUCACUCAAAACCCUCUCAGAUUUACAAUGUUGAUGAGAGUGGCAUUCCGUUCGACCCUCGUGCUCCCAACAUUGUGACCACUAGGGGAACUAAAAAGGUCCGUUAUCGACAAUCUGGUAGGAAGGGGCAAGUAACUAUUGUGGGAUGUGCUAGUGCAUCUGGGCAUGCGCUCCCACCCAUGGUCAUCUUUGAUGCAAAACGACUAAAUGCUGCAUGGACCAUGGGUGAAUUCCCAGGGACGAAGUAUGGCCUCAGCGACAACGGGUGGAUUAACUCUGAUUUGUUUGAGGCAUGGUUGUGUGAGCACUUUGUUCCCCAUGCGGUUUCAGCCAGGCCUUUGCUGCUGAUACUGGACGGGCACAGCACUCAUUAUCAGCCCAAGCUGUUGCGGCUAGCCAAGGAACACGAUAUCAUCAUGCUAUGUCUCCCCCCACACACAACACAUGAGGCACAACCCCUAGAUUGUGGUGUUUUUGGGCCACUAAAGUCUCACUGGUCAAAUGUUUGUCACUCAUACUUGCAGCAAAACCCCGGGAGAGUCAUUACCCGUUUUCAGUUC